AUAUGAUUGGUCGAGAGGCUGACACAUAAAACGAGCUUUCCGUUUGUCAGUUUCCGGACAGUCUAAGCGAAAAAGAAAAUAUUAACAAUUCCUCUGUGACUUUAAAGGUAUGAACCGACACGACACACACAAUCGAUAUUAAUGCGACUUUAAACCCGAUAUUAUCAGGGAUAAGUGUGUGUUUUCUGUGUGUGUUUGAUAGGAUUUACGGUAACACACGUUGGUGUGUGAAAUGUGUGAAUGAGAGCUCGACUGUUUGUUAGCUAACACCUGACUAGCUAUCUGUUUUGAGGAGAUUUAACCAUCUGUGUCUGACAUUUAAGACAUUAUAAAAGAGCCGCAGCAGACUCUGGUUAUCAGUAAAUGUCCAGAAGUUCCUAAUAUAAACGGAGAGUGGUUGAAAUUGACGUUUUUCUAACUCUGAUCCUCUCUUAAAAACAGGACUGAAGAUGAUCGAGGUGGUCUGCAACGAUCGUUUGGGAAAGAAAGUCCGGGUGAAAUGCAAGUAUCCUUGAAAAAUAAGGGUUUUCAAGGAAACAUCGGGUCAUGCAAGUUGGCUGACCAAUCAAAGCACGGUAAUUUGUUUGUAGUGAGACCUCGGGCCAGUCCAUUACGGACUACAGCGGGGUGACGCAGCUCAAGGAAGAACAUUUAUGAUCAUUUCUUUAUCAUUUCCUGAAAGUAAUAAUCACGAUAUUAAUCAUUUUUCACUGCAGACACAGUAGUUCUUCUGUCUUAGCGUCUCGGUCUGAUUGUAUUUCCAUGAAGAAAUGAUCGUAAGUGUUCUUCCUUGAGCUGCGAAACUCCGCUGCACUCUAUGAUCGACUCAUCAGGGCUCCCCCACAAACAAGUGGCUGCUGGAAGAGAGUAGGUGAGUUGUGUUUAGUCUCUUUGUUAAAGAAAUUAGUCAAAGUUAACCCGGUGUUAUGGUGUGUUUGACCCUAAAUUAAUUUUACUCCAGAAGAUCCCGUUUGAUGCAUCGACUCCACGUCCUCGGUCCACUCUUUUUGAAGCUCACCCAGGUUCUGACCUUCUGUUUCUUGCCCUCCUCGUUGAGGAUGUCAGUGUUCACCUACUGGUCAACUGUCAAGCCAGCCGACUUUCUACAUGAUUGGGAUUUCCUAGACUGAGAGGUAGAUGGCAUAAAUACUCUUUAAAGAAGAUACAGAUGUUGUUCAACUGAGUCACUUCAGAAGAGGUGGACUCUUUCUGUGUUAUUGUGUCAAAGACCAUAGAAAUGUCACAUGAUCUUUUUUCCAUACCAUCGUGCGUCUUUCCUUAACCACAAUGUUUCAGCGCCGACGACACCAUCGGAGAUCUGAAGAAGCUCAUAGCUGCUCAAACAGGAACAAGGAGUGAUAAGAUCGUCCUAAAGAAAUGGUAAGGUGCUUGUUUUCUAUACUGCUCUGUUAAAAUGUUCCUCUGACUGUUCACCACUAAAGGUUCCUCCUCUGUUCCCACAGGUACACCACAUUCAAGGAUCAUGUAACUCUGGGUGACUGUAUCCUUCCAUAGAAGUCCUGCUGCUGUCAUGUUUUUAACUGUAGAUCUAGUUUUUAUAUUUCCGCUCUAAAGGUACCUAUUUGUCAUUUUAAGGACCAAGAGUCCUUUAUGUUGGCUGCUGGUUGGUUAGAGCAGAUGUUUUUUUAACAGUUGAUAUUUGUCCUGAUUCUGUGAAAUUGGAGUCAUCUGUCCUUUCCUGAUUCUUAAACCACAUCAGAACCAUUUUCUUUAUUUCUGUUGUCCUUAACCAAACAUUCUGCAGAUGAAAUCCACGAUGGGAUGAACCUGGAGCUGUACUACCAGUAGAGCAGGGCCAUAAAUUGAUGCUUCACAAACAGACAAACAAACCUCAUCUUCACAGCAAAGACGGAAAGACCCCCCGAUGAAACCUGUCAGAAGGAAACCGCCGUGAUCGGACAGAAGAGAGGAGCAGAAAACUCACAGAUGUCACAUAAUCCUCAGUUUUAGUUUCUGAUUUUAACGCCUAAAUUCUGAUGUGAAAGAUUUGUUGUUCUUUUUUUUUUUUUUUUUUUGAUAUUUUGAAAUUAAAGUUGAAAAUUAGUAAUGGUCAU
Messenger RNA from Xyrichtys novacula (pearly razorfish), 2075 nucleotides. The record is from the annotation of a GenBank genome assembly. NCBI's taxonomy places the organism in Eukaryota, Metazoa, Chordata, Actinopteri, Labriformes, Labridae.